This is a messenger RNA of Pseudoliparis swirei, 4025 nucleotides long. It is a transcript of the gene kcnk1b, whose product is annotated as potassium channel, subfamily K, member 1b. The transcript is spliced from 3 exons. Gene Ontology annotation, cellular component: membrane. Bases 94 to 1086 code for a protein of 330 amino acids. NCBI's taxonomy places the organism in Eukaryota, Metazoa, Chordata, Actinopteri, Perciformes, Liparidae. The record is from RefSeq and is a predicted model, not a curated record. Gene Ontology annotation, biological process: stabilization of membrane potential; potassium ion transmembrane transport. Gene Ontology annotation, molecular function: potassium ion leak channel activity.
CAGGCUACAUUUCGCAAAUAUAACGCGCGAGGCGAUUAAGGCUUUUCAUUUAUAUCGACCCGUAGCGUAACAACGAGGGGAUAGCGCUUGAAAAUGCUUCCGUCUCUAGCCAGCAAUUCGUGUGUCCGGUUGAUACAGAGUCACAAAUCGACGUGGUAUUUUGUAUCUCUAGUCUUGGGGUAUUCCCUUUAUCUCGUAUUCGGCGCUGUGGUCUUCUCCGCGAUUGAGCUGCCUUAUGAGGACCUCCUGCGCCAGGAUCUGAGGGCCGUUAAAAAACAGUUCCUUCAGGAAAAUGAAUGUCUAUCAGAGGAGCGUCUGGAGCGCUUUCUAAAGAAAGCCCUGGAUGCCAGUAAUUAUGGGGUUUCCAUCCUCAAUAACGCAUCGGUCAACUGGAACUGGGACUUCACUUCUGCCCUGUUUUUUGCGAGCACUGUGCUGUCCACCACAGGAUAUGGUCACACGGCACCACUGUCAAAUGCCGGGAAGGCCUUCUGCAUCAUCUACUCGGUGAUUGGCAUCCCCUUCACCUUACUCUUCCUUACGGCUGUGGUGCAAAGGAUCAUGGUGUUCAGCACGCGGAGGCCGAUCAUGUACAUCCACAGGCGCUGGGCCCUGUCCAAGCCACUGGUGGCCAUCGUUCAUGCCAGUGUGCUCGUCACAUUUGUCAUCUGUUGCUUCUUUCUCAUCCCCGCCGCCAUCUUCUCAGCGCUGGAGGAGAACUGGAACUUCCUGGAGUCCUUCUACUUCUGCUUCAUUUCCCUCAGCACCAUCGGCCUGGGUGACUACGUACCCGGAGAGGCCCUGAAUCAGAAGUUCAGGGAGUUCUACAAAGUGGGCAUCACUGUCUACCUGAUCCUGGGUCUGAUUGUCAUGCUGGUGGUGCUGGAGACCUUCUGCGAGCUGCAGCAACUGAAGCAGCUGAGGAAGAUGUUCUACCUGAAGAAGGAGAAGCCGCAGGACCGCCUCUCCAUUUUGGAGCAUGACCACCUGUCCUUCACCACUGUGUCGAACCGAGCCAUGGCCUACUCUGAGGGAAAAAUCCAGUCGUUUGCUAGUGUCCCAAACUCAACUGUCCUCUCCCAAUGACGAUCCCAUGAUCCAGUAAACAUCGACGGAGCAAACAUCUACUGGAGGACGACAAUGUGACAGUAGGGGGUCAUUCACACCAUGAUUUAAGUACAUAGAAUGAGUAGAUCAUGAGUCUCAGCUGUAGGCAUUCUGCACAUUUUAGUAGUAUAGCUAGUUGAAACGAUACAGCGCAAGCAAAUAAUCUCCUUCAUCACACCAGAAUACUGACAACAUCAGUGAUAAAAGAAAAGCCUAUUGCUGUACGUACGACUCACAGAAGACACGCUCCUUUAGGAGCUAUUUAUUGCAUAUUUAGGAACAUUUUCUAAAGUAAUUGGUCUCUUAAAUCUUGCUGAAAUAUAGGACACAUCUCUGCAGUCUGUCACAAAAUAGAACAUAAACAUGUAUGUAUCUUUCUAAUUAGAGAUGCCUGAUAGUUAUAUGUGGAAUGUUUUAAGAUGUACAAUAUAGUGCCAUCUAGAAUAAACACUUGCAUGAAAGAUGAGCCAAAGUGCAGCAAAACCAUAAGGACAACUCAAGUAAUCAUUUGAUUUCUGAUAUUGUUAUGCCUCUGCGACGGCAACAGAAAGAUUGGUGUUGUCCGUCCGUCUGUUCUCCUUCCUUCCGUCCACUCGGCUCUUGUGGCGUCUCCGGAACGCCUUGAGGGAAUUUCUUAAAUUUUAAUCCAAUCGUCCAAGGAGGAACUGAUUAUAAUGUGUUGGUCGAAGCUCACUGUAAUCUUACAAAACAGGUUUUUAAAAUGUUAAUUAUGUCAAUUUAGUCUGAUAGGAUAAAACGAUACCGCGAAGCAGUUAUUUUAGUUUUACAUGAAACUUUGAGACGACAAUUUGGUUAAUGUGCCAUGUUUGAUGUUUCAUGGCAUUGAAAACUGAUGAAAUUCCAUUCAUGGGUUAAUUCUGACAUGCAGUCCAGGAUUAUUUUCAGUUGGAUUGGCUCCUAGAUAUUUUUUAUGAAAAGAUUCAAGGCCAAUUUUUCUAUUGCAUAAUGUGUUUCACAUGGUUGACAUAAAGAGAGCGUGCAGUCAAUCCUGAACAAAGCAUCUGAAAGAAGAGACAGUAUAUUUUAUGAACUACAAGAAGAAGAUAUUCUGUAAACCUAAUUUUUUAUACAAAGUUUGCGAUUAAUAGGCUUUGUUUAAAAAACUGCCAAGAAAAAACACAAUUUAACUGUUUAUGUUUUGUAGCAUUUCUGGCUCAUCUUUAUGGGGGUGUCAACUAUUCUUUUUGGACUUCAUGGUUUUUACACAUUUCAUUGUGAAGAAUAGUAUUUUUGUCUGCAAGUAUGUAUAUUUUCUCAAAAUGUUGCAGUCCUAUUUCAAAAGUUGUCCACGUGAGAUGAUAAGCACUAUAAUUUAUUGAUUUGUCUGAGUGGCUUAACUUGCUUAACUUGCUUGACUGUUUGAAAAGGGAAAUCGAGGUUAGCCGAGCUGGGAAAGGGAAGCACCGAUUGCUGGCUGAGUUGUUGCAUUUUACCGUCAAUAAAGAGCUCAGUUUGCACACGUAGAGGAGCCAGGCUGAAACACAGAAACAGAUCACUGUUUGGGACUUCUCAGAAAGAAAAGGGACAUAGUUCCAAAGGUGUUAUCUGUAAAAAGAGAAAACGGAACAUAUAUAUAUAUAUAUAUAUAUAUAUAUAUUAUUGAAGAAGAAAAACAAUAAUGACAGAAAUAAUCAAAAACAAAUGGUACUUUGAUGUCAGACAUAAACUAUGUUACUGUAUAAUUUGAAUGUAGACAUUUCUAUUUACAUUUUUCUGGUUAUGUACUUGAAUUUGAAGCUUUGAAAUCCAGUAGCAGGGGUGCAGCUCCAACCUUCACAUCGACCACAUCAGUUUUUAAUCUGCUCAUCAACCAAGGAUGGAACUUUCCAUGAUUUGGAUUUUUAAACCAGUGGAUAUACACAAUUACAGUUUUGUAUGAAAUUGACAUUGCACUCAUGCGCAUUUAAGAAGCAACAUUUGUAUCUGGAGGAAGAAUUAUGUGUCGAAGUACUUCAUUUCAUUCCAUUAGCCACCCUUUAAUGUUCUGUUUGACGUCAAUAGACACGUUCAGUGUAGCUGCAUACUGCUGCAAUGCAGAUUUAUAUAGACUUUUUAAGUACAUUUAAUAGAAAGUCUGUCUCAGUCUCUGUGUGGAAAUGACGUGACCUCAUCUUUCUCUGCUACAUCGUGACAUAGUCACAGCCUUUUCUGAAUUCUUGAAUGUAAUGUUCUUCAUGCCGUUUGUUGCAGUGAGAUUCAAGGCCCGAGUGCAGCUUUACUCCUCGCUGCUCUGCUGGCUCUGUUAGUUUAUUUGAAUCGGUGAGCUGUAGCACGGUGUCAUGACCGCUUGCAAAAUUAGCUUUGAGUGUGUCAUCAUCUGAGUUACUCACUGAUCUUUAAUUUAGUAUUUUAUAGAGCAGUGGGAUUUUAGUUUUUUCCCCCCCACCAGUCUGGGCCUUCGCGUAAACUAUGAUGCAUUGAAACUGUUCAUAUUGUCUGCUGAGAAAAAAACAGAACUUGAAUUUUGUGAAGGUGGGGUUUCUCUUUUACUGUAAGAUGUUUCACUGUUUGUACAUACAUUACGUAGACUGUUGUCAAGGCUUCUAACCUCCAGCCUAACUGUGUUUGGCAGUGUUUCUCAUGCACAUGCAGUCUGUCUCGAGGGUGAAGACUGUCAGGUACAGUAGUUCUGUUCAGGGAGUAAACAUUGUUUCAAGGACUCCAAAUGGGAGCACACUGACAUUAUUUAUUUAUGCGGUCAAAAGUAACACGUUUGGAAAAUGUGGGAUCACAAAUUUCUGUACAUAUCUCAUCAGUUGUGGAUUCAUGUGCACCAGUGAGAAUUGUAGGAUUGCCAUGAAGCACCGAGGUUUUCUGUCAAGUUCAUCUGAGCAUAAGAAGUGAAUCCAUGAACUGUAAAAUAUCAGUGUCUUAAAUAAAGUGUUGGUUGAAUCUGA